GUCGGCGGCGCUCGCCUGCUGCUGCUGACUACACAAUCCAACAUGGAGUAGUGAGAGAUGGGGGCUCCUCUUCGAGACAAGCGCGCAGGCUUCAGCCACGGCAGAACGCGACGCGAGGCGAACAAUCAUCGAUACAGCCAUCGGGAUGUUGCAUAACGCGAGGAUUCCUGGAUCUUUUAGCAGAUGCAUUGCAAACCUUGACGGAUAGAGAGUGCAUUACGCGGAGGAAGAACGAAAAUAAGGAACGCUGAAGCGGAUUUGGGGGAAACUCGUUGAUGCACUGGACUUUAAAAAAAAAAAAGAGGCGAGGUGGAAAAUAGAGACAACAUGAAGCCCGAACGCUGCGCGCCCGCGGCGGGAUAUUAUUAUUAUUGUAGGUGAAACGAGGGGGAAAAUGACUGAGGAAUCGCACCCAGACGAUGACAGUUACAUAGUGCGAGUGAAAGCUGUGGUAAUGACGAGGGAUGAGUCUAGCGGGGGUUGGCUGGCUCAGGAGGGCGGAGGUCUCAGUCGAGUGGGCGUCUGUAAGGUGGUCCCAGCUGACCUGGAGAUCCUGGGACGCAACGGCUUUCUCAUCUUCGGCGAGAGACUCAAAGACAAGCAGGUGAUUCUGCAGUGCUUUCUGAAGAAAGAUCUGGUCUACACUAAGGCCACGCCCACUUUCCAUCACUGGCGAGUGGACAACAGGAAGUGUGGCCUGUCGUUCCAGAGCCCCGCUGACGCCCGGGCGUUCGAUCGCGGCGUGAGGAAGGCCAUCGAGGACCUUACGGAGGGCUCCACUACUUCUUCCUCCACCCUGCAGAAUGAAGCCGAACUGGGGGAUGACGAUGUUUUCACGAAUGCCACGGACAGCUCAUCGAACUCUUCUCAGAAGAGAGAGACGUCCAUGCAGACGCUCGCACCCAUCAGCUUCUCUGAACCCCACCACUGCAUUCUGGGACAUCUCUAUGAACAGCACAGGCACUCUGACCGUUUCUACCUGGAACAGACGGUGCCCAUGUUCCCAUGUUCCCGUCACGUUCGAUUUCACGAGGAGGAUGAGGAAAUCGUCCGGAUUAACCCACGCGAGCGCUCUUGGCUAACGGGCUACGAGGACUAUCGGCACGCCACCACAGCCACGCGGGGCAAACCUCUGCGACCGGACGCCACGGACGCUUACGUUCACCUCGCAAAGAUCGAACCUCCCAAACACGACUACACUUACUCUUACCCACUCAGUGGGGACGGACACACUACCCGCGACAGCAAAACGGGCAUCGGCGGAGGCGUGGUCACUGGUCAGCCGCGACCGCUGACUGCUAAAUGGCUGCCGCGACGCGUGGAGGACAGCAGAGAGCGCUUACGGUGCGUGUACUGUCAAAACAUGUUCAGUCCGUCCGAAAACAGGCGCGGGCGCUGUCAGGAGGCCCCGGACCCCGUGCAGACGUGCAUUCGUCGGGUUAGCUUCAUGUGGUGCGCGGACAGCCUGCUCUACCAUUGCAUGUCGGACCCCGAGGGCGACUAUUCGGACCCCUGUUCCUGCGACGCCAGCGAAGAGCGCUUCUGCCUGCGCUGGCUAGCACUCCUGGGACUGUCGCUGCUAGCGCCCUGCAUGUGCUGUUACGCGCCGUUGCGAGCGUGUUACCACUGCGGCGUCGCGUGCCACUGCUGCGGCGGCAAGCACAAAGCCGCGGGUUGAAACAUGCUAGCACACCAGCAGCUGGGGGAAACUACAGCGAGAAAUGCUAAUGAAAAGUGGAAGAAUGAACUUGUGGCUGCAUUUAAGUUUUUCCCCUCCCAUUUUUACGUUUUGUUUUCUCAAUUUAAUUGUACUGGACAGCUGUGUCCUGGUUUGUAUUUUUCUUUGUUUUUAAAAGAGUAACCCUCAGCUUCCAUUUAAAAGACUACACGAUAAAUAUUCAUUUAUAUAUGAAAAGUAUAUAUAAAUAUAUGUAGAUAUAAAUAUAUAAAUCCAGGUACUUUAUAUUUUUUAUGCUCAUCUGCUUCGAAGGUUUGAAUUAUCUGCCUUCCGUCUCGUCUGUGUUUUAACAUGAUUUGAUUUGACUGUCCCGCGUCAGCCUUUCGUUCUAGUGUCUUCAGUCAGAGGCUUCUCUUCUACUGUGAUCCACUCCGUCUAGAUAAGGCAAACCCAGAGGAAUCCAAAAUACCUGACCUGUAGGACGGUAGAUCUUGUGUACGUGUGCUUGUGUGUGUGAGGUCAGAAUGGACGUGGGAAAUGACAUUUGCCAAAUUGCCAAUAUUAAUUUGCAGUGCGCAAACUGAUGUGUGUGGGUGAAUCUCAUGAAAACAUGUACAGGUCAUAUUUUACCCCAAAAUCCAAAGAAAACAUGCUUUAUUUGGACCUUUUAGAAUUACUUUCAUGAAAAUUAAGCAUUUUCCCCAAAUAAAGUGUCAUUACCGUAAUGCACACACAAAAAAAAAAUCAUUCUCAUUACGGUAAUAUAUAUAUAUUUUUUU
This is a messenger RNA of Pimephales promelas (fathead minnow), 2457 nucleotides long. It is a transcript of the gene spred2a, whose product is annotated as sprouty related EVH1 domain containing 2a. Gene Ontology annotation, molecular function: protein kinase binding. The record is from RefSeq and is a predicted model, not a curated record. Gene Ontology annotation, biological process: negative regulation of MAPK cascade; multicellular organism development. Gene Ontology annotation, cellular component: membrane. Lineage: Eukaryota; Metazoa; Chordata; Actinopteri; Cypriniformes; Leuciscidae.